This is a messenger RNA of Cyprinodon variegatus (sheepshead minnow), 1730 nucleotides long. RefSeq names its product inositol 2-dehydrogenase-like. Bases 153 to 1466 code for a protein of 437 amino acids. The transcript is spliced from 14 exons. The record is from RefSeq and is a predicted model, not a curated record. Gene Ontology annotation, molecular function: nucleotide binding. NCBI's taxonomy places the organism in Eukaryota, Metazoa, Chordata, Actinopteri, Cyprinodontiformes, Cyprinodontidae.
AAGUGGCGUCAGGAAAUAAACUGUUGGGGUGAUUCCUUCUGCUUAGGUGUGGACAAAGGAGUUGCAUUUUGCAUUUAUGUUUUCUAUUUAUCCACCUUUUUUCGGUAAAAGUGGAUCAAAGCGAUUGAACUCCCGCAGGACCUGACAGGUUUAUGGGACAAAACAGGUCACAGGAGUCCAAAAUGACUUCACCUGUCCGUGUGAUCGUUGUGGGGGCUGGUUGUCGAGGGGCGGGCUACGCCCAGUUUGCUACUAUUCAUCCUAAACGCAUGAAGGUUGUUGCUGUAGCUGAUCCCAGAAAGUUUGCACGCACCAAACUGCAAAAGCAACACAAAAUUGAGGAUCAAAACAUAUUUGAAGACUGGCAAAGCAUAGCUGAACUUGAGAAGUUUGCAGAUGCUGUGUUGAUUUGCACCCCAGAUCGCAUUCAUAAGGAUCCUGCAGUUGCUUUUGCAAAGAAGGGCUACCACAUUCUUCUAGAAAAACCAAUGGCAACAUCAGCAGAGGAAUGUAGAGCGAUAGUGGAGGCCUGCACUCAGGCUGGUGUGAUGCUCUCUGUGGGUCAUGUUCUCCGAUAUGAUCCACUUAUUCAUGAGAUCAAGGUGCUCAUAGAUGCUGGAGCGAUUGGCGAUGUCAUCCAUAUACAGCACCUUGAGCCGGUUGGGUUUUAUCACUUUGCUCACUCGUUUGUUCGAGGUAACUGGAGGAAUGAGGCGGAGAGCUCUUUUGCUCUUCUGGCGAAAUCGUGCCAUGACAUCGACCUGAUACAUCACUGGGCUGGAGCCCGCAGGUGUGUAAAAGUGUCAUCUUUUGGAUCUGUUAGUCACUUCCGGAAAGAAAAGAAGCCCACAGGCGCUGGCGAUCGCUGCAUCGAUUGUUCGGUUGAAGGAAACUGUCCGUACUCUGCGUGCAAAAUUUACUUGAACAGUGUGAAGAAGGGUCACACUGGUUGGCCGGUGUCGGUCAUCUGUCCAAACUCCGUCCCAGACAUUGAGUCAGUAACCGAGGCCCUGAAGACUGGACCGUAUGGCCGCUGCGUCUAUGAUUGUGACAAUGAUGUCUGCAGUAACCAGGUGGUAAACAUGGAGUUUGAAGGGGGCCUGACGGCAGCCUUCACUAUGGUGGCUUUCACUGAAGAGAUCUGCCAACGGAAAACUACUAUAUAUGGCAGCAGAGGGGAGUUGUCUUAUAACGGCAGUGAGAUACGCGUGUUUGACUUUCUGACCCAGAGAUCCACAAAGCACACAGCAAGCUGGGAAGCUGCCAAGCACUAUGGCAUGAGCGGGCACGGUGGGGCGGACUAUCACCUCAUCAACACUUUUAUUUCUGCAGUGGCUAACAAUGACCCAUCCAUGAUCCGAUCAGGCCCUGAGGAGACUCUGAUCAGCCAUUUGCUGGUGUUUGAAGCUGAGCGAUCGAGGGUGGAGAACAGGGUGGUGUACUGUGGAGAUGGCGCUAGAAGCUGAAGGACUAUUAAUCAACAUGCCAUGUUUUCAUUUCAGGGACCCAGAUCAUGUGUGGGAUGUGAUUAAUUGAUUAAUGAAUUGUUUGAUUAAAAGGAAAUCUGCUCCAAUGAAAGUCACUACAAUCUGGAUGUUAUAACUACUGAUUAGUUUUGCACUGUGCCUUAAAAAUGUCUGUAUCUGUAAUUUUCCUACUUUGAGGAGCUUCUUGUGAUUCUGUGGGACUGAAUACCUCAUUAAUUAAUAAAGAGACAUAAUAAAGCUUAA